GAUGGAGGAGAGAAGACAUCCCUACUUUGUGUUGUUCGUCUUUCAUCUAGCAAUAGCAUUUGUUCAAGGAUAUAAUCUAACUCCAACUGCAGUUAUCCCGAGUUCAAAUGGUGAUUCCAUGAUGGAUAUUAAUCCUACCAAAGUGACCGGUUAUGGGCCAUGCAAUGCCAGACUGACGUAUAAAGGAAAUGAGGCACCCAUUGCAGUGAAUAUAACAGAGAAGACAAGUCCGGUAUUCACGUGUACAGCAGACUGCAGUCCUCCGUGUAACAUUACAUGGUAUAAAGAUGGCAAGACUAUAGAAUCGAAUGGCAAAAAUAAAGAUUUGAAAAUCAAUCGGAUCGUCAAAACACACUCAGGGACGUAUAAGUGUCAAGCAUCUGGUGUUGCAGGAAAAAAAUCUUUUUCUUCAGAGUUAAAAGUAACAGUUCACUAUGGACCACGCAAUGCCAGACUGACGUAUAAAGGAAAUGAGGCACCCAUUGCAGUGAAUAUAACAGAGAAGACAAGUCCGGUACUCACGUGUACAGCAGACUGCAGUCCUCCGUGUAACAUUACAUGGUAUAAAGAUGGCAAGACUAUAGAAUCGAAUGGCAAAAAUAAAGAUUUGAAAAUCAAUCGGAUCGCCAAAAUACACUCAGGGACGUAUAAAUGUCAAGCAUCUGGUGUUGCAGGAAAAACUUCUUUUUCUUCAGAGUUAAAAGUAACAGUUCACUAUGGUCCAAACAAUGUGGCCAUUCAGUAUACCAACGACCGUAAGGAAUUAUGGGAAGGACGUGGAGAGAUAACCAUCACUUGUAAUGCUGACUGUAAUCCAAGAUGUAAUUAUUGGAUGCGUCACAAUGGACGCAACGUUUCUACAGAAAACACAUAUACCUUUACCAUGGAUCGGAAAAACUCGGGAGAGUACAGCUGCGCAGCCAGGAAUUCUGUGUCGACUUCUGCAAGUUUCUCUAAAACUAUCACGCUCGAUAUCAAAUAUGGACCCAGCAAUGUGUCAAUUCAGUAUACCAGCGACCGUGAGGAAUUAUGGGAAGGGAGUGGAAAAAUAACCAUCACUUGUAAUGCAGACUGUAAUCCACGAUGUAAUUAUACGAUACAACGCGAUGGAAGCUGGUUAUCUUCAGGAAAGACGGAAGUGCUCACCUUGAAUCGGAAAAACUCGGGACAGUACAGCUGCACAGCCAGGAAUGCUGUGCACAGGACUAAUGUAAAGUCCUCUAAGAGAGUUAGACUUCAUAUCAAAUAUAGGACUGUCAGGUUAUCAUCCAUAAAGAAGAAUAUUACACUUGAGGUGAACCAUAACCUUCCAUCCAAUGUUGUGUGUACCAUUGACUGUAACUAUGGAGGCUGUGGUUCUUCUACCAUCACGGUUCUGAGGAAUUCCGAGGUCUACAAUACGAUGUACACUAACCAGAGCAUAUUUCAACGUCGACAAGCACUUCUUUCAGAUGACGGAAUGUAUAAAUGUAAAUUAUCGGACAACAUCGAGUCAGCUGAAAACUUUCAGCUGGUCAUUUUCUAUGGACCAAGAAACGUCAGCAUUAGAGAGGACUGGAGAAAUGCUGAUGCUGAAAUUGUUCUGAGAGAGAGGUCUUAUGGUACUUGGCUGUCAUGUUCAGCAGACUGCAAUCCAGCAUGUAAGAUAUCGUGGUAUAAAAAUGGACAACUGCUGUCUCAACGAAACAAGGCCGUUUAUAUUACAUCCAAUAGACGAGAGUCUGGAAACUAUAAAUGUGUAGCAAGUGGAGUUGAAGGGACCGUAUCUUCCAACCAAGUGAAAAUAACAAUUCAAUAUGGUCCAAAAAAUGUAACCAUUCAGUAUACCAGCGACACUGAGGAAUUGUGGGAAGGAAGUGGAACAAUAACCAUCACUUGUAAUGCAGACUGUAAUCCACAAUGUAAUUAUCAUAUAUAUCGCGAUGGGGGCUGGUUUUAUACAGGAAAGACGAAAGUGCUCGCCAUGGAUCGCAAAAACUCGGGAAAUUACAUCUGCACAUCUAAAAAUUCUGUGAUAACGACUUAUACAACGUCUUCUAACACAAUCAGACUUGAUAUCAAAUAUGGACCGAAAAAUGUCAAAAUUAUGAAGGGCGGAGGAAACGCUGAUGCUGAAAUUGUUCUGAGAGAGGGGGAUUCUGGUACUAGACUGACUUGUUCGUCAGACUGCAAUCCAGCAUGUAACAUAUCAUGGUAUCAAGAACGGAAAGUUCUGUUUCAUCAACGAGACAGGACGACCAUUUCUAUUACAUCCAACAGACGAAAUUCUGGAAACUAUAAAUGUGUAGCAAAUGGAAUUAAAGGGACUGUAUCUUCUAAACAAGUGAAAAUAACAGUUCAAUAUUCGCCCACGACUGUGAAAGUAAUGCCAGACAGUAACGUUUAUUAUUCAAAUCGAGGAGGAAGACCACUGGAGAAUAUCACAUGUCAAGCGGACUGUCUGCCAGAGUGUACCUACACGUGGAAGAUGGAGAAUCCGUACUGGCCGGACACAAUAUUUAAUACAGGCGACACGUUAUUUGCAAAUAGAAAUUUUACGUAUAACGAUAGUAGACGCUUUAAAUGUGCAGCAACGAAUGACGUCGGCGAAAGAGAAAGUAGAUGGAUAACAGUGGAAAUGAAGAAGGGACCGGACAGCGUAAGGAUUACAACAAAACCUCCACGUGGAAGACAACACGAACCGUUUGAAAUGGAGUGUUCGGCUACUUGCAAUAACGGAUGUCUAUCCUACAGUUGGUUCCACGAGAGAAAGUUAAUUUACCGUGAAGAACUUCUUCAUUUUAACAACCUUUCCAAGACAGAUAAUGGAGUAUACACCUGUACAGCCAGUGACUACGUUGGAACAACCUCUACAUCCUAUAAUUUGAACGUACAGUAUGGUCCAGUCAAUGUGAGCAUUCAGAACACAAGCGAUGGAAAUAAUUUAAUUGAGAAACAAGGAUAUGUAAACCUAACUUGUCAUGCAGACUGCAAUCCACCAUGUUCUUAUAUGUUUUAUCACAACGAUAAACGCAAACAAAACAGAUUUCCUGGAGAUAUAUAUAAAACGAAAGAAAACUCAGGACGGUACAGUUGUUCAGCAACGAAUUAUGUAGCAGACACGCCCACAAAUUCCAGUAAUUCUGUUGAUAUCUAUAUACAGUAUAAACCGAGAUUAACAGUUUCAAAUUUUCCACGGAUCGCUGCCCCUGGCUCGCUGAAGCUUAACUUUAGUGUUGACAGUUUUCCUGCAUCAAAUGUGACAAUAUUCCACAAUGAGAAGUUGGAUUUCUUUCCCAAUUUCACAGGAGACAAAACGUAUAAAAUAAACAUUAGUUCUUGUCUAGAUGAAGGGAAAUACAGAAUUGUUGCUGAGAAUAUAGUUGGAAAGCAGUCCACCUCUAAAACACUUACUGUUCAGUGUGCUCCUAUUAUUAUCACGUCUUCAAAUACCACAAACAAAGGUUUUGAAAUUGGAGAUGCAUUGAAUCUGACAGUGAAGUUUAUGGCAAAGCCAAGCCCAAAUGCAUCAUGGACAUUUUUCUCAAAGGAAGAUGUGAGGAAAGGUGUUCCGAAAAUUCCUACAGCGACCGGAAAGGGCUUUACAAGUAUCAUUGUUAGUCAUAUGAGCGUACAUGAUUUUGGAACCUAUCAACUUACAUUGAAUAAUAAAUUUGGACGAAAUGAAACAGAAUUCAACAUUCAAGGUCCCCCUCAUCCACCCACUGAACUGACUGUGAACUGUUCAAACACUGUACUAAUCCAAUGGAAGCCUGGAUUUGACGGAGGAAGCGAUCAGAGAUUUGUUAUUGAAUACACAACCAAUGUAUCGUCAUCAUGGCUCUCCCACAAUCCACAUCCGGUGACAUCAGACAAUGUCGGCCAUUUAUCUGCAUAUAUCCAUUUUCUUCAACCCUAUGUUCCUUAUUUUUUCCGAAUCGUUGCGGAAAACCGUUUUGGAAGUAGGAGGUCGGGAUCAACUGCAAAGUGCACAAUACAAGGUAUAUUUUUCAAUUUAACAACACAUUUCUUCUCCAAAAACUUUAAUGUUGAGGGUAAGUAUCCAAAGAAAUAUUCUAAACUAAGCAAGGUUAAUUCUGGUUGACAUAUAAACUCAUGGUUCCAUACAGAUACAUUUAGCCAAACACAUGUUAUUGAUAUCACAUAUAAUGAACAAUCUGUAGUACACACUAGAGUGUAUACUUUAUGAGGAUCUUGAUAUAUUUCACAAAACAAUUCCUUAAAGUAGAAGACUGUGUUUUUGUUAAACCGAAAAUGAAUCUAGAUCCGAUUUCGGUUAGUGUAUCGAGUACCAAAACAACCUACAAAUAGAACAAUGCAAAGACAAAAUUCAAGGAGCAAUUAAAAAGACAAAUCAAAAUAGAACGUAAAAAGCCCUUACAGAAAAUUGGCGGGACCGAUGGAGGUAUAAAGAAGAAGAAAUGGAGCCAUCGGUUGUUUUUCAAGAGAUGGAUUUGGAGCAGAGAUUACCCUUACGGAGUAAGUAAUGCGCCAAACGAUAAAUACAAAAUAAUGACACAAUGAAAAUGUACAAUAUCCCUAUUUUUGUACAUCUCCCUCUAUCUUUGGUGAAGUUCAUGUUUCAAUAUUAGAUUCAAUAUUGAAUAGAUAACCCCAGUGGUACCUGACUAUGAAGUAAGUGUGAAGACGUGGCGAACGAGAUAGAGGUAUGGAAUGUGAAUUUGUAGGGAGUGUUGGGAGAUGUCGAAGAAUUGUAGAUUUUGGCAUUCUGGCAGACAACCCUCAAAUACUGCCAGCCUUUACCAGACUUUGAAUCUGACAAGUUUGGUAUCUCGUAUGUAUGGGAAGUAAGAUGCAGAAACACCUUAUACAAUCAAGCCCAUCAUAUGACGACUGACUCAUAGCACACAACGGAGAUAAGAAGAAAAAGCUUGGAAUACCAACAAUAAACUGGCAGCAGCAUUAACCUUAAUUACCAUUUAUUGAAAUUGGAGAGAAGACCAGGAAAUGUGUGAUUAUGCAAUGAAAAGCAAGAAAAUAUACUGUUCAACAACAUGCUGUUCAUUAAAUUGGCAGGACUCUGUAAAGGCUGGGAGGCCUUUCAUAGCAAGGUGAAAACUAUGGUCAUGGACAAUGAGUCUACUUUUAUUGGUGGAGUGAAGGCAACAAUGAAUCCUGGCUAAGCAAAAGGCUGACAGCAGCCAAACCGAAACGGAUUCAAAGGUGCAUAGUACUUUAUGCAUAUGAUGAUGGAGUAUAGCUACAUAGAUAUGACAAGUUGACAGUGGGGAAGCUGAGCAGGUAAACAUGAGUCAUGUGGAUUGUGACGUAAGCAUGGACGAAAGGCUGUAGAUAAAAAUGGAUUCUGCAUUGGGAACCCCAGUCUGAUCUGACGUAAAAGUCACAUCAAAGAUAAUGGCAUAAGUAUAUAUGUUGCAAAAGCUGGUAAGGUUACAAAAAUGGGAUCAAUACCAACCAACUAGAAUUAAAAUUUCAACAAUGUGGUUUCCAAGAAGUCACCCAAACUUUUGUAAGUAUCAUAAUUUGUAUGCUGAAAGGUAUAUCAUUAUGUUUAGGAAAUUGAAGUUACCCAUGCAUACUGAAAUUGUCAUCAGUCAUGACAUUUUGAUAUUCCUUUAGUUUUACAGACACUAGAUUCUCUGUAACAAUUUGUCUAAAAGCGAGGGUAAUAAGUAUAAAUCCAAGGUAAAAGAAAACGUGUUAUAUAACUCCAAGGUAAAAGAAAACGUGUUAUAUAACUCCAAGGUAAAAGAAAACGUGUUAUAUAACUCCAAGGUAAAAGAAAACGUGUUAUAUAAUGUAAAACUUAUACGGUACCAAUUUUGAUGCACCUGAUGCGCAUUUCGACAAAUAAUGUCUCUUCAGUGAUGGUCAACCGAAAUGUUUGAAAUCCGAAAUAACAAUGAAGUUUUAGAGCUAUUAUAGCCAAAAACAGCGUGCCAAAAAAGUGGAGUCAAAUUCGUCCAAGGAUAAGAGCUAUGCAUGAGGGAGAUAAUCCUUAAUUUUGAAAUGAAUUUCUAAAUUUUAUAACAGCAAUUAAAUAUUCAUCCGUAUUUUCAAGCUAGUAACGAAGUACUUAGAUACUGGGCUGUAGAGACCUUCGGGGACUAACAGUCCACCAUCAAAAAUGAAAAAUAUUUCUUUCGAAACACGUGAAUCAGUCUAAGGAUAAGAGCUAUAUAUAACUCUCAUGUCAGUUUCUUCCUAUGUGUUUAAAUUUGAAGUUUACAAGUAAACAAUUUUUUGGUAUUUUUUUUUUUUUAGUUUUAGAAUUCGAUGUUGAAAGCGAACAGUGAUUUAUCUCAUCACUAUUAUGGAGAAUACAAAUUACGAGUAGGUCAACCACGAACCUUUGAAAAUACUAGAUGUGGGCGAUGUGCCUAGGACUAGUCAUGUCAUCAGGAGAAUUCGCUAUUAAACGCACCGGCAUACUAGAAAACAAGUUGAAUAAUCACCCUGAGCAAGUGCAAAGGAGCACAGAGCGCAAACGUCAUCAGCUGAAAUUUCAAAGAUCGGCAAAUAAUAGCAUAGGCUCUAAUUGCAUGGGUACACAUAUUUAACUUUUUCUAUUCCAGUUAAAAUGGUUGCAUGGAUGAAGUUCAUUGCAAUUUACAGGCAUGUUUUUUUUUACAGUUUCCAUUACGCUCCAUUGCAAAGGGUUUGCUAUUUCCAGGAAACUUAUAUAAACUUUAUAUUGUUGUAUUUUAUAUUUGAGAUGAUUAGAUGAUGGUUGUCUUUGAGCCACUAACUGUUUACCUUGUUAAAGAUCAUUUGUCAUAAUGAGAGAUACAUUUUAUUGCAGGUGAAAUCCCUAAUUAUUAGUUCAGUUUUAUACAUAUAUCAUACAUAUGAAAUGGUAAAGAGGGUACAUUUAAAACAAGUGUAGCUUAAAUAUCUUUCCAAAUGUGUUUCAGCUGACGACUACAAUGGUAAUGGGAUUUUUUACACAGAGAGAGAGAACGACAUAGGAAAUGUAACGCUGUAGAGGGACUUUUUAGUGCCAACAGGCCAAUUUCGUAUGAUCUUCAACCAAGAGACCAACGGCUUGAUAAUUAACUAGAACGUCAGAAAUAAUCCAGAUGUCUGCGGUUUGUGGGGUGAAGGAACCCAGACAUCGUCCCAGAAGUCUAAAGGCAUUAGCUGUGAAAAUGAUGGACAUUUGUAGGAAGAAUGAUGAAACACAAUGGCGUGGUUGAUGAUACGUCUAAUGGAGCUGGAAGACUGUCUUCCUUUAUACAGUUCAUAAAUUCAUUUGACAUUAAAUCAUUACUUUUUUGUCACAAUGUUUUAACAUUUGACAUCCUUGUUCUUAUGUAUAAACUUUUUAUUUCAAAAUAUCAAGAAUUGUAUAAAGUUUCAUAAAUACUCUUAAAGUUGUCACACAUAUCUACAGCAAAAAUGAUGUUUCAGGCUUGAAGCAACAUACUCUAAAUUUACUUGUCAAAGAUUACGAAGCUCACAAUGCAUUAGCUGAUGAUGCUAAAACUUGAAGAGUAAAUUAAGUUAAAUUAAGCCUUUGUUUUCAUGUGUAAGGGGUGAUGUCUUCACUUUAAGCUAUCAUAUUGUAAAGUUAUCCUUCAAGUUCCUUGCACAAAGAAAGUUAUUUCUAUUAAUUGCACUUCCAAGACAAUUGUAUUACAUUCAAUAAGUUUAUCAAAACUGAUGACAAUUCACUAUAGGGAUCAACUUAAUGGGUUUAGACAUGUAUUUAUUGAACACAUUUCAUACUCGGUAUAUUCCAUGCCAAGAAUUUCCAAGCAUAAAAUAUUAUUAACAAA
Molecule: messenger RNA, 7760 nt
Organism: Ostrea edulis (European flat oyster)
Lineage: Eukaryota; Metazoa; Mollusca; Bivalvia; Ostreida; Ostreidae
Product: hemicentin-1-like
Exons: 23
Coding region: 2-4084 (1360 amino acids)
Molecular function (GO): protein binding
Source: RefSeq, a predicted model, not a curated record